AUGGCAAAUGCAGCUCAAGUUGAUCAUGAAAUUGAAUUUCUUGUCGAUUUUAUUCGUGCAAAUGGUAAAAAAUCAAAUGAUAACAAAUAUCAGAUAACAUUUGGAGAAUUAUUUCAAAAUGAUCAAAUAGCCAAUACAUUAGAGAGUUUAGCUGGUACUUUGAAAGCAGCUAAAAAGAAAAAAAUUGUUACAUACAAAGCCGAAUUACUAUUGCAAGGUGUAAGUGAUAAAGAAAUAAUAACAUUAGAAAAACAAGAUUAA
This is a messenger RNA of Didymodactylos carnosus, 261 nucleotides long. NCBI's taxonomy places the organism in Eukaryota, Metazoa, Rotifera, Eurotatoria, Philodinida, Philodinidae. The record is from the annotation of a GenBank genome assembly.